This is a messenger RNA of Carlito syrichta (Philippine tarsier), 2661 nucleotides long. It is a transcript of the gene SHISAL1, whose product is annotated as KIAA1644 ortholog. The transcript has 5 exons. Bases 84 to 665 code for a protein of 193 amino acids. Lineage: Eukaryota; Metazoa; Chordata; Mammalia; Primates; Tarsiidae. The record is from RefSeq and is a predicted model, not a curated record.
AGCCAGUGGCAGCAGGGUGGUUUCUGGUCCCUGAGUCACGGAGCUCGGCAGGCAGCUCUGGACAGAUCGAUGCAAGCCAAACGAUGACCAGUUGUGGCCAGCUGUCCCUGAACGUGCUCGCCGUCCUCUGCUCGUUGCUGUUUUCCGCAGUCUUGUCUGCACAUUUCCGGGUCUGCGAGCCGUACACGGACUACAAGGGCCGCUACCACUUCGGCUUCCACUGCCCGCGGCUCUCGGACAACAAGACCUUCCUCCUCUGUUGCCACCAUAACAACACGGUCUUCAAAUACUGCUGCAACGAGACGGAGUUCCAGGCGGUGAUGCAGGCGAAUCUCACGGCCAGCUCCGAGGGCUACGUGCACAACAACUACACCGCCCUGCUGGGAGUGUGGAUCUAUGGCUUCUUCGUGUUGCUGCUGCUGCUCCUGGACCUUUUGUAUUACUCGGCAAUGAACUACGACAUUUGCAAGGUCUACCUGGCGCGCUGGGGCAUCCGCGGGCGGUGGAUGGAACGGGACCCCCGGCGGUGGGGGAACCCCGCACGGGCCCCUCGGCCGCAGCUGCCCCUGGGCCCCCUGCCGCCAGCCCCCCAGGCCACCUGUGCGUCGCCGCGGGGAGACACCCACAGCCCACCGCUGAUGACCUUCCAGAGUUCGUCCGCCUGAAAACCCUUUUGCUGUGCCUCAGGAUUGGGGAGGUGAGAUCCGAAGCACCCGGCGCAGCCUCCGAGAGGAACAACUUCUACAGAGAUGCCAGGGAGAACCGAGGCAGCCGCGGCGGUGGCAGGGGAGGAAAUGCUGCCUGUGCCCAGAACCCCCUUCCACGGACUUCUGAGAUUAGGAGCAAACUCAGGGGUAGGGGCUGGGGUGCAGGGGAGGGGAUUCUGAGCCACCCGUCUGCAAGCAAUAGUCCUACUUUGGGCCGGUGGCUUCUGAGAGGUGGCGACCAACACCAAGCUGCUCUGGCUGGCUCAAGCCAGAAGGAUUCAGGCCUGUGAGUCACGCCUGUGGUCUAAAACCCCCAACUUCCCUUGCCUCCACUCCCUCCAAUUGUGGCCCCUUGGGCCUAUUUGUGUCCGAAUAUUGAAUGUGCGUGUGUAUGCGUGUGUGAUUUGGGGUGCUCAUGUCUGUUUGUUUGCUUGAUAAGUUGGUUUUGAUUGGGGUUCCCCCCUCACGUUCUCUGAUGAGCACACGACCCCAUGUGUUGGGGGUUCUCAUCAGUGUUAGUGUCUGGGGCUCAGGCUUCUUGCUGCAGCCAGCAGCUGUGCACCAGGGAGUCGGCCAAGCACAGGGUACAGCCCCUCUGCAUCUCAGGAGGCCCUGAGGAUUUGAAAGUGCCAGUCAGGGAUGGUUCUUAUGGAAUCCGCUCCUGUAAUAAUAGUAAUCCUAAGGGAUCAUCUGGGGCCUACCGCAGGGCAGGCAUCAGGUCAGGUGUUUUUGUGCACAAUGUCUCUCACCACCAGGGAGAUGGGCGUGAUCGACCCCUCCAGAAACAGCUCAGCCUGGAGAAGGGGUGCCCGGUCCCAUGGCCAGGAGGAGACCAGCCCUUUGGCUUGACCUCAGGGGUACAGGAGCCCAAAGUCCAGGCUCCAGUUCCCUGGACGUGACAGGCUUCCCAGCCCAGGGCACGCCCAGCACAAACCCGGAGCGCCUCCCCAAGUUCCCCGCCAUUACUGCUGGAGCCCCUGUCCACUCAGCACAUUCUGGUUAAGCACCGACUGCAUGCCAGGCUCCGUGCUGGGCAGUGACAGGGACAAGCGAUGAGCCCGACCUCAUCUGUGCCCCUGGAGAGCUCCCAACUGGAGGGAGAGACAGACACAUGGCUCUCUGCUGGAAAGUAUGACGAGGCCUACAGAAACCCAGAGGAGAGGGUCUAGAAAUCCAUCCUUAUAAGGUGGGACUUCCAUGUAAACCUGGAUGCCCAUAACAUCCACCCACAGAGCUCACCACCUCCACCACCUGCCCCGUUGCCCGGGGUGCACACAUGGGAAGAUGUCACCUCCAUGAUCACAUAGGCCCCCAAAGGCCACACUGCCAGUGUAGACCCCCUCAUUCCACCAGUGUUAGUGACACCAAAAUCUCCCCUAGCUCUUAGCUUGAGGGGCUCUGCUCAGUAAACACUCGUCCCCUCUGAUCCUGUGUCCUCAUUUCAUCGGACCCAGUGUUCUCACAUACUGUCCAUCUGCCCACCAGACAUGACAGAGAGCAAGACAGGUCCCUGCUUGCGGUGCUGGCUUCCCGACUGGGGCAGGACAGUGAAGAAGGAUGGCAAAGUGGUGAGCACUCUGCCAAGAAUUCUGUCAACGUGACACGUUAGUGAGGGCCUUGUGGGCCUGGCGUGGCCUGGAAGAGCCUUUCUGAGCAAGGGACAUGUAAGCCCAGAGAUGAAUGGCAUACGGGAGCCAGCCAUGGGCAUAAAAGCCAGGGAAGAAGCAUUCCAGGCGGGAAAAAAACAGCGAGUGCAAAGGCCCAGAGACAGCAACAGGCUUGGUGGUUUCAAGGAGCCCCAAGAAAGCCAGGGUGGCUGGGACCCAGAGCUGGUGCAGAGGGACACGAGGGUGAGAGUAUCCAGGCCCUGGCUUCACUGUGAGUCACCGUCAUGCUGCACAAACACAAUGCCCCAUCUUGGAUAAAGCAGAACAAGCUUCCUGGGACGUAACUU